AUGCGUCCUACCACCGUCCUCGUCGCCCUCGCCGCCACGGCCCUAGCCCUCCCAGUCCCCCAAACGGAGGAUUCCUCCUCCUCGUCCACCUCGGUGAGCGGCGGGCCCUUCUCCGGCCUCUUGAUCGGCAGCGGUGCUGCGUCGAGCGCGUCGGGGGGGAGUGCGAGCAGUUCGAGUAGUACUUGCAAUCUGGCGACUUGCGCUUCGGGCGCGUCUGCGGGCUCGGAUGGGAAGGCUUCGAGCAGUGCGGCGGCGGGGAGCUUGAUUAACAUCGGUGGGAGGGCGGUGCGGGGGGCGGUGGUGGAGAUAAGGAGGAUUGUGGGAAGUUACUGGGAGUAG
This is a messenger RNA of Coniosporium apollinis CBS 100218, 339 nucleotides long. RefSeq lists its product as uncharacterized. The transcript has 2 exons. NCBI's taxonomy places the organism in Eukaryota, Fungi, Ascomycota, Dothideomycetes. The record is from RefSeq and is a predicted model, not a curated record. The coding region runs from base 1 to 339 and encodes 112 amino acids.